AUGGCUGCCGCCGAUAUGAUGAAAGCGUUCGUUUGUGCGUAUGUCGUCUGCGUUCUGUUGGUUGAAUCUACCAGCGCACUUGCAUUCGAUGAGCUGGAAUUUUUAGAACACAAGUAUGAAGAAAUCAGUACCGACGCCGGUUAUGAUAUCGAUUCAUACGUGAAAGCUAAAUUCUCGAAGUCCUGUUAUGAGGCUAAGCCGGGAGACUUGACCGAAAGAUUUUUACGCGGGACAGCAGAUCUACAGGAGCGGAAAUGCGAGCAGAGACUUCCUCAGGCUAUCAUUAUCGGUGUUCGCAAAUGUUACUCUGGUCGUCUGCUUCAGUUUCUGCGCUUCCAUCCCACCAUUGAGAUGCGUUCCGAUCUAGUUCCACUGGAUCUUUUCAGCGGGGCGUAUGAUCAGGACCUAGAGCUGUACCGGAAACAGAUGCCUUUCACGACGGAAAGACAGAUGACGAUCGAAAAAACGCCAGAAUAUUUCAUCGUUCCCCAUGAUGUGCCGAAAAUCGUCCACGACAACAUCGAUAGCAACAUGAAGAUCAUCGCAGUUGUAUGUGACCCGGUGCGUCGUGCCAUUGCUGACUACGUCAGAGUGAAAUCGGGGAGUAACCCGUCUUAUGAAGGUAUGAUUGGUAACACUUUCGAAGAAACGGUGAUGGAAGCCGAACGGGAAGGACACGUCAACCAUCUGAAUGCCUUGAUCGAUAGCAGUCUCUAUUUCAAGCAUUUUUUGCGAUGGUUGCACUAUUUUCCACAAGAGAAUAUAUACCUGUUAGACAGUAAACUUCUUACCGUUGACCCUACCCGAGAACUGAAACGAUUAGAAGCAUUCCUGGGACUUCCACCCUACUUUCAGAGCUCGCAUUUCGCAUUCGAUGAGGAGUUGGGUCGUUACUGCAUCGUAUACCCCCAGCGCGUUUGCUUGCAAGGUGCGGCGAAAAAGACGCCAGAAAGACCAAAAGUAGCAGGCGACACCUUGAAGACUCUUUACGAAUUCUUCGCGCCUUACGACAACUCAUUGUCCAACACUUUUGGGCAAAAACUUUCUUGGAGUGACAAGUACGGGCCAGCACCACAGAAAAAAUAG
This is a messenger RNA of Saccoglossus kowalevskii, 1086 nucleotides long. RefSeq names its product heparan sulfate glucosamine 3-O-sulfotransferase 5-like. The record is from RefSeq and is a predicted model, not a curated record. NCBI's taxonomy places the organism in Eukaryota, Metazoa, Hemichordata, Enteropneusta, Harrimaniidae. Gene Ontology annotation, molecular function: [heparan sulfate]-glucosamine 3-sulfotransferase activity.